CGAGGGGGAGGAGCGAAGCAGUGGAGAUAGCUAGCAACGCAGUGAGGCGCGCGCGCGACCACGCCACGCCACGCCACCACGGGAGAGAGAGUUAGCUAGGGAAGAAGAGAUUGAAGGCUUGCCGGUUGAGGGAGAGCGAGAUGGCCGGUGGCGCCGCCGGCGGUGGGAGGAGCGGGGCGGCGACGAGGAGGUACAGCAGGUCCAAGGUGCCCAGGCUGAGGUGGACCAGCGAGCUCCACCACAGCUUCGUCCGAGCCGUCGACUGCCUCGGUGGGCAAGACAAAGCUACUCCUAAGCUCAUUCUCCAGCUCAUGGACGUUAGAGGGCUCACCAUUGCUCAUGUCAAGAGCCACCUUCAGAUGUACAGAAGUUCAUGGCAUGAUACUGGAAAGAAAGAGAUGAUGCAGCCACAGCUAGUACAUCUGAAGCACUCAUUCACCGUUGAUGAGGGAGGCCCCAAAGAGUUCAUGUGCCCACCCAUGAAAAGGGCAAAGGUAGGGACAGAAGUCACAGAAGCUGCAGCCACACUCGAAAGCAUGCAGGGGAACAGUGACAUGGGGGCUCUUGGCACCGCGCACUGCGGCGAUGAUUACAUGCAAGCAAUGGCCAUGGGUAGGAGGAGGAUAAGCGAGGGCCUCGGAUGGCAGAGGGAUGCUGUUGCUUCUACCCUGCAAGAACUGGGAUUCUGGGUGCGAGGAUCUGAGCCUUUCAAGGUACACCAGAUUAGCAGGCCCAUACCAGAUCAUCUCAGCCCUGUGAUGAGGCAGCUAUAUUCCAAGGACAUCAACUUUGAAAACAGACGCUUCCUGUUCAGCAGCGCAACUAGAGGUGAAGCAGCCAGUGUCUCCUCCUGGCCCAGUGAAGGCAGCUGCGUCCUCUCGUCGCCGUCGUCGAUGAGCUUCAGUGGAUGCUCGGGACCGUCAGGCGGCUGCUUUGCCGGACAGAGACUUAACCUGGACCUUUCCCUUUCAAUAUGUGGAUCAUGACUUAAUCAUUGUGCUGAGUAUUGUAGAUGAGUCUCAUCCAUGUUGCCUGUCGCUUGUAUUUCAU
Molecule: messenger RNA, 1050 nt
Organism: Phragmites australis (common reed)
Lineage: Eukaryota; Viridiplantae; Streptophyta; Magnoliopsida; Poales; Poaceae
Product: myb family transcription factor MOF1-like
Exons: 6
Coding region: 141-986 (281 amino acids)
Molecular function (GO): DNA binding; DNA-binding transcription factor activity
Source: RefSeq, a predicted model, not a curated record